AUGGCUGCCAAAGUGACCGCCACCAGCCCUCUGUCCGAGGACGAGGCCCGCUGGAUCAGGCUCGUUAAGAUCAACUACAAAGACCAAAACGGCCAGGCCCGGACCUGGGAGUCGGCCGAGCGCCGCACGCGGCCCAAGAACGGCGAGAUCGACGGCGUCGGCAUUGUCGCCAUCCUCGAGAAGCCCACGGGGCCCGAAAUCAUCCUGCAGAAGCAGUACCGCCCGCCCAUCGACAAGGUCACAAUCGAGGUCCCCGCUGGGCUGGUCGACGAGGGCGAGACCGCCGAGGAGGCUGCCGUGCGCGAGCUCAAGGAGGAGACGGGGUAUGUCGGCAAGGCGUCCGAGACGACGCCCAUCAUGUUUAACGACCCCGGCUUCUGCAACACCAACCUCCGCAUGAUCCACGUCACAAUCGACGCCUCCCUCCCCGAGAACCAGAACCCCAAGGCCGAGCUGGAAGAGGGCGAGUUCAUCGAGGUCUUUACCGUGCCCUUGACCAACUUCUGGGCCGAGUGCGUCCGUCUUGAGGCAGAGGGCUAUGCCAUCGACGCCCGUGUAGGAACCAUAGCUGAGGGCAUAGAGCUAGCCAAGAAAUUCAAGCUGUAA
Messenger RNA from Colletotrichum higginsianum IMI 349063, 606 nucleotides. Its product is annotated as NUDIX domain-containing protein. Lineage: Eukaryota; Fungi; Ascomycota; Sordariomycetes; Glomerellales; Glomerellaceae. Bases 1 to 606 code for a protein of 201 amino acids. Gene Ontology annotation, cellular component: nucleus; cytosol. The transcript has 3 exons. The record is from RefSeq and is a predicted model, not a curated record. Gene Ontology annotation, molecular function: ADP-ribose diphosphatase activity. Gene Ontology annotation, biological process: nucleoside phosphate metabolic process; ribose phosphate metabolic process.